Xiphias gladius (swordfish) is the source of this 3668-nucleotide messenger RNA. RefSeq names its product testis specific protein Y-linked (gene tspy). Bases 478 to 2130 code for a protein of 550 amino acids. The record is from RefSeq and is a predicted model, not a curated record. Gene Ontology annotation, biological process: nucleosome assembly. Lineage: Eukaryota; Metazoa; Chordata; Actinopteri; Istiophoriformes; Xiphiidae. Gene Ontology annotation, molecular function: chromatin binding; histone binding. Gene Ontology annotation, cellular component: nucleus; chromatin. The transcript has 8 exons.
UGGAGAGAUUUUAGCGCGGCGUACCGUAGCCAAUCAGGGGAUUGUUUUCCUGUCACGUCGGUGCACGGAAAGUAAGCUAACUGAUAAUGCAAACACAAACUAAAAUAAACAACGCGGAUUGUCGCUAAAGGCUGUAUGUCGCGGGGAGGUUUGUUUAUUCGGACCGGCUCUUCCUUGUUGGACGAGUAUUUGUGAAAAUGUGAUGCAGCCGUCACUUCGAGGACACACGAACUGGGUAACGUGAGCUAACUAACGUUAGCAAUAACCUGCUAAUUUUCAACGUUACGCAAGGCCGCGGAGAAAUAGGAGAGCUGCUUCCUGCUCUUGCUUCCUUGAGAAUGUAGGUAACAUUACGGUCCAAGGAGCAAAAUCCGUUAUUUAAGUAGCCAGUUAAGUUGAAUAAUAAAUUGCAUUUACGUUUUUUUAGUUGAGCUUGCGGGCUACCUAGCUUGUUAGCUAUUUGGCUAGCUAGCUAGCAUGAGUGAACUGACGGACUUCAAACAGUCCGCUGACUCUGCAUCGAGGAAACGGUGUCCAUCACCCGACCAGGAUGAAGGCAGCACGAUUCCCUGCAAGUCCACAAAAGUAAGUGACGCAUCAAAUGAAGCAGGGGUUAUUUCGGAAAGUCGCAAAAACAGCAAAGCCGAGAGUAAAGAAGCAGCUGGAAACGAGGGCCGGUCAAAAGAUAGCGUGGAAGAACCAGCUGCCGUGCAAACGGAUCAGGGUUCAGGCAGCAUGGGGGGCACCAGUACGCCUCCUGUCAACAACUCCAGUGCUGGCGGUCACGAUGCUAGCAACACAGAAAAGCCACAGUCCUCAGGUGCACAGGGAGGAACAGAGCAGCUUCCCGCAGCUCCUCUGGACCAGUCCGACUCAGCAGCCAUAGCAGCUGCUGAAGCACUCGCCAGUCUCACAGGGGGAGACGGGGAAGAAAGCCAAGAGACUCCUUGCUCAUCUGAAAAGGCUAAGCAGGUAAAACAGGGGAGCAAAUUCAAACAACGUGGGGGCCAGCAGUCCUCAAGAGCGGGCUCCAAAACGCAGGCAGCCGCCGCAGAUAGCUCCACAUCUGUACAUAGUACUGACAGAGAAGAUGCAGAUGAUGCGCCCGAAGCAGAUGAUGGUGAUGAAUCCAUAUCUGGCUCUUCAUCCACACCAAGCUCCUCUUUCCCAUCAGACAAUGAGGACAAUGAUGAUGGGGAGUGUGCCAUUGUGUCAGUUAAGAUGGCCCCUGAGAUGAGACAGUCAGUGGCUCUCUUGGCGCAGGUACAGAUGAGACUGGAAGCCCUUGAGAAGAAAAGUGCCCGGCUUCACCAGCGGCUGGAGCUGAAGAUUAGUCGUCAACGGCGCCCACAUCUGGAUCAGCGCAGCUCCAUUACAAAGACUAUCCCUGGAUUCUGGGUGACAGCUCUGUUGAACCAUCCUCAUCUCUCUGCUCACAUUGACGAGACUGAUGAAGAUGCUCUUAGUUACAUGACUGAUCUUGAGAUCGAAUCUUUCAAGAAUAACAAACUGGGCUACAGAAUCCGCUUCCACUUCAGACGGAACCCGUAUUUCCAGAACAACAUCAUCAUGAAGGAACUGCACCUUGGGAUGGGAGGAUCUCCCAUGUCUUUCUCCAACCCCAUCUUAUGGCAUCGUGGACAAAACCUGACGGCCCACAGCGAACCCAGGAAGUCGUCACGUGGGGUCUACCAAACCUUUUUCAGCUGGUUCAGUGACCAUAGCAACCCAGGACAAGAUGAUGUAGCACAGAUACUUAAGGACGACCUGUACAGAGACCCACUGAGAUACUACCUCACGCCACUCUGGGAACCGAGGGAGAACGGCAGUGGUGGCAGUGGGGCCAGAGCAGCUGACAACGGUAAUGGAGACGAGUGCGUGGUGAUCUCCGACUCGGAUGAUGAGCCUGGUGAGGAGACUGGUGAGGCUGAGCAAGGCCACAGUAGGGAGGAGGAAGAGGAGGACGAAGAGGAGGAGGAAGAAGAAGAGGAAGAGGACAGGGGGCCAAGCGCAGGAAAUAUCUCCUCCUCAGAUGAGAGCCCAGAGGAGGAGGAUGAUGGUGGAGAAAUUGUGAUCGACGGUUCUGAUGACAGUGACCAGGAGGAGGAGGAGGAGGAGGAGGAGGGUUAAGAAGAAGUGAAGAAGAAGAAAAGGAGGUACUUGUUGAAGGAGGAGAGUCAUCAAGGGACCAGAGACCGGGAAGAUGACGAGGAUGCUUAGGUUGACGAAGAGUUCAAGAGCAAACACUGAAUCCUUCUUCCUGAUGUUAGUCGUUUUUAUGCACAGAAUAUCAGUUUUUUGUUUUUUUUUAUACCUAAAAUACAUAGAAGCAUUUUAAAUCAGGGUUCAAUGUAAUAAUAAAGCCAAGGCAGCAUGUGUCCCCUCUAUUUUAUACAGUCGGUACUGUGUAUUCUGAAGUACUCUGAUUCACCUUUUUGCAAAAACGUUUUUUUCUACAACAGCUUCAUACAAGUAGUGUUCUUCAAUUUAACGAAGAAGACCGUAUGACAGCCUAUACACACACGUAGGUUAGAUAUUGAUUGCCGCUUCCUAAGGCAUUAAAAUUUGCAUUGCAAAUUCUUCAAAAAAAACAAAACAAAAAAAAAAAACACUGAAACCUUCCGAGGCAUUAUUAGUGGUCAUUUCAAGACAAAGUUUUGGCUGUUUUUAGAACUUGACAUGUGACCAGGCAAACAUGUCGCAAGCUGAAUUUGAUAUAACGACAGUACAUUUCAGAUGCACUGAGUACUGAACCAAAAUUUGUUCUCAGGGAUGAUCAUGAUGAUAGUGGUGAUCAUGGUGGUAGUUUUAAUGAAAGAACUUUACUGAUUCUCAGACACUCUUACACUCUCUGGUUGUUGUUGACUGUGUAUAAGGAAAUGUGUACUCUACUGUAGUAAAUAGGAACAAAUAUUGUUUUAAUAUAAUACAUGUGUUUUUCCCUCUUCUAUAUGUUCAGUCUUGUUCCACACCAACCUCCACCCCUGUUAACAAUCUGUAAACCACCUCUGAUCUUUUAAAUCAUUGCGUAGUUUGUCCGAUGUUUCUGUGGGUACAUUUUCGUAACACGCUCCUACAAUAAGUAACUAAGUUUUGUAUUUUUUUUUUUUCCUUUUCUUUAGAUUGUACCUUAAUUUGAAUUUCCUUUCUAAGACAUUUAAGCUUUGUUUUCAUGUUAUGUGUUUUAGGGUUUGUGCUAUCUUCUUUUUGAAAAAGAUGGUAUUUAUUACAUAGUUUUUCUACACGUCCACAUCAUGGCAUGCCAGUGAGCAUGAAAUGUAAGACAGGAUGAUUACAUUAUUUACGAGGCUGUGUAGAGGAAAUAAUUUGCAGUGCACAGUGUCAGUAAGUGUCGUUAAAUUCACAGCAACAUUAUGGGGUGCACUGUAACAAAACUAGUAUUUGUAUUUGCUUACUUUUCUUAGCAAUGAGCCUGUAAAUAAUAUUUCAGCAUUGUCUUUUGGAUAAGACAGUACACAUGUUUAAUCAAUGGAUAAAUUUAUCAAAUAAUCUGGAAUUUUUUCAUAAACAUGAUCAGAAAGUUAUAUUUUGUGUGCUGUGUUUUAUAGAACACUGUAGUUUAAAGAUAUCUACUUGUUUGUUGCUUUGGUUAAUUUUGUUUGCUUGAAGAUAAUUGUCCACCUUUUGACUCAGACCCUAAUAAAAUA